Haplochromis burtoni (Burton's mouthbrooder) is the source of this 5377-nucleotide messenger RNA. RefSeq names its product tripartite motif-containing protein 16-like. Gene Ontology annotation, molecular function: zinc ion binding; protein binding. Lineage: Eukaryota; Metazoa; Chordata; Actinopteri; Cichliformes; Cichlidae. The record is from RefSeq and is a predicted model, not a curated record. Bases 1198 to 2868 code for a protein of 556 amino acids. The transcript has a single exon.
UUUUUCCCCUAAAUGUCUGUUUUAUAUUUUCAUGUUUUCAGAUGUCAUACAACUUUAACUCAUAUUUUUCUAUUGCCAUUGUUGAAAGAAAAUACGAUUCUGGAAACAGUAUUGUUAUAAAGUCCUGAUAUUUUAAUCAAACUCACUGAUAAGGUUCACUUGUAAUUUUCCUAUAGAUUCCGCGUUUUUUCAUGUAAAUGUAAUGUAAGGAAUCCUCCUCACACAUAAAAAUUAUUCAUUGAGUUCCACAGGGUUCUGUUUUGGUACCGAUACGGUUCUCAUUACCACUAGGCAAAAAUUCAUAAAGAUGACGGGUAUAUCUCACGGAUGUGCUGGGACACAUCAUCAGCUAUUAAACCCAAAUGUGUUUACACCCAGUACAAAGAUGCAAUAGGAUCUAGAAGAUAGGUGGAUUAAACAAAAAGUUUUAUUAACUGAUAACUGAGGCAUUAUACAGAGUAACAGGAGAGCACUGACAAAAUCCCCCCCAAAAUUGAAAUUCAAGUAAACAGCCAACAAGAGGAAACUAGAGGAGAACAUGAACAGAAAGGUGAAGUCAAUAAAGAUAAUAAUAAGGUUGGGGAAAAGAAUGGAUGAGGGGAAACUGGUGAGCCAUAUGAGGAACUGACCUAUAAAAUAAAAGAGGAACAAAUGGAGAUGUGGUAACACAGGAGGCACAGAAAAGGAUCAAAACCCUACAGAAACAAGAAACUAAAUAUGAUGAAAAUGAAUGUGUUUAAAACACAGUAAAGCAAAUAUUAAUUGAGGUCAUGUUUAAUUCAUUUAUUUUAGCCUUCAUUUGUUUCUCUUCAGUUUUGUAUAUUUAUUAGACAAUUGUGAUUUGAUUUCAGUUCUGAUUUUGGUGAUCAUGAUCUUCCAUACUGUUUGAGUUCGUGCAGUCAUUCAAAUUCUCAGAUUCCAAGACGAAACUGAAAAUGACCAACUACUUAAAUUUUGUCAAAACAACAACAACAACAACAACAACAACAACGGGGUGAUGAACAAAUACUGCGUGCUUCAAACUGUCCUUUUCCCUGCUAUUAAUGAAAUUCAAGCCCAGCUCUUCCUCCCUCCCUCUUCCUCCGGCUAUGAAAUGCAACAAGCUCUAACCUGUUCCUAAGUUUCUGUUUAGAUCUUGGACGUGUUUCAUUUCUAUAGAAGUGAAAACUCACACAGCGGCUGACAGUGAGAGGAGAAAUGGCACAAAAAGGAGCUCAGCUGAACAGGGAAAUCUUCUCUUGUUCAAUCUGUCUGGAUCAUCUCGAGGACCCAGUGACCAUUCCCUGUGGACACAAUUACUGCAUGAACUGUAUUAAAACCCACUGGGAUGAAAAGGGGAGGAGAAUGCACAGCUGCCCACAGUGUAGGAAGACUUUCACACCGAGACCUGCCCUGGUGAAAAACACCAUGUUGGCAAAUUUAGUGGAGGAGAUAAAGAAGACUGGACUCCAAGCUGCUUCUGCUGAUCACUGCUAUCCUAGACCUGAAGAUGUACCCUGUGAUGUCUGCACCGGGAGAAAACUGAAAGCCUUCAAGUCCUGUUUAGUCUGUGUGGCAUCAUACUGUGAGAAACACCUUCAGGAUCAUUAUAAUGCAGCACCAUUGAAGAAACACAAGCUUGUCGAGCCCUGCAAGAAGCUCCAGGAAAACAUCUGCUCUAGUCAUGAUGAGCCGAUGAAGAUUUUCUGUCGUACUGAUCGGCAGCGUAUCUGUAGUCACUGCAAACUGAUUGGCCAUAAAUACCACGAAACAGUCCCAAUUGAAGCAGAAAGGACCAAGAAGCAGAAGGAGCUGGAAAUGAGUCGACAAAAACUCAAGCAGAGACUCCGUGACCGAGAGAAAGACGUGACGAUUCUUCAACAGGAGGUGGAGUCCAUCAAUCAGUCUGCUGAUAAAGCAGUGGAAGAAAAUGAAAAGAUCUUUGCUGAGCUCAUCUGUCUCAUGCAGAAUAGAAGCUCAGAUCUGAAGCAGCAGAUCAGAUCCCAGCAGGAAACUGAAGUGGGUCGAGUCAAAGAGCUUCAGGAGAAGGUGGAGCAGGAGAUUGCUGAGCUGAGAAGAAAUGACGCCGAGCUGGAACAGCUGUCAUGCACAGAGGAUCACAACCAAUUUCUACACAGCUACUCCUUACUGUCAGCACUUAAUGAGUCUACAGACUCAUCCAGCAUCGAGAUCCGUCCUCUGAGGUACUUUGAGGAUUUGACAGCAGCUGUGAAAGAGGUCAGUGAUAAACUGCAGGAUGUUCUGAAAGAGAAAUGGACAAACAUCUCACUGACAGUCACUGAGGUGGAUGUUUUGCUGUCAGAACCAGUGCCAAAGACCAGAGUUGGAUUCCUAAGAUAUUCACGUGAAAUCAGAAUGGAUCUGAACACAGCUAACACAUCAGUGUUAUUAUGUGAGGGGGGUAGAAAAGCCACAGCUGUGAAAGAACAGCAGUCAUAUUCUAGUCAUCCAGACAGAUUCACUGGAUGGUGUCAAGUCAUGAGUAGAGAGAGUCUGAUUGGACGUUGUUACUGGGAGGUGGAGUGGAGCGGGAAACAGGUUUAUAUAGCAGUCGCAUACAAGAGUACCAGCAGAUCAGGGCUCUCAGAUGAAUGCGGAUUAGGAUUCAAUAGGACAUCGUGGGCAUUAUGUUGUGACCGAAAUGGUUUUAAAUUUGUGCACAACAAUUCUCACAAGGCUGUCUCAGGUCCUCAGUUUGGGAGAGUAGGAGUGUACCUGGAUCACAGUGCCGGUAUUCUGUGUUUUUAUAACGUCUCUGAAACCAUGACUCUCCUCCACAGAGUCCAGACCACGUUCACUCACCCGCUUCAUGCUGGAUUUCGGCUUUCAGAUUAUGGAGACACUGCUGAGUUCAGGAAACUCAAAUAGAGAGAGGUCAUGUAAGGGACAGUUAGUUAAAAUGCAUGUUCGCAGAAUGCCAAUGCAGACUUUCUAUUGAGUAGAGAAUUAAUUUUGAAGUCAGUUUUCAUGUAUGGGUAUAUUUCAGAACUAUUUUACUGCUAUGUUUGUGCUGCAUUUAUCUAUGUUGACUUAUAAUAGUGUCUUGAUUAAUGAUAUUUUCAAGAAAUAUGUUAAGGCAUACUUUUUUAAUGGUCUUUGCUACAACUUUUUUUUUAUCCUGACUUAAUCUUUUGUCCUCUUUGGUCAGUUUUGUUUUUGUUUUUUAGGUUCUGUUUUAAUAGAUCAGAAGUUGUUCAAAUAAAUGUACAGACAAAGAACCUAGACUUACAUUAUCAUUAUUACAACCUCUUUGAUCACUGGUGAUUAUCUGCUUGUAAACAGCUGAUACUGUGAAUCAGUUGGUGAGAUUUUUCUUGACUAAAGAAGCGAGAUGUCCACACUUUACUCAUUAUGUUAAUAAACUGAAGCCUUACAGAGUUAUUAAAGUUGAACAAAUAAACAAAUGUCUCCUGUCUUAAAUCCAGGUUGCUGUACAAACCUGAUGGCCAAAAAACAAAAGCAACAUGAAAGCAUAACUGAGAGUCUUACACCUGAAAAAGAAGCUUUGUGUUUUGAACAGAAGAUUUCUCUUCUUUUUCUCUGGAUGAAUCUUAACAUUGUGGCAAGCUCAGACAAGUAGGAGACAGAAACUUCUGUUUUAACUUGCUAUUUCUGCCUUAGCUGUUAUACUAAGCUACAGGGAGCACAAUCUUUUAUUAGGAACACCCCUUCACACACACACACAGCAGUGAGAGGUGGUAAAUGGACACAGCCGUCUAACUCACUGUGCUCCACCAGCCACACCAAACACAGAACACACAGCAGGACUAAUGUUACACACUAACACAAAAAUGGCAAAUCAACACCUGAUAACUGUAACUGCCGUUAUAACCCUACAACUUACAACAUGUUAACAUCAGGUAUACAGUCCCAUAAGACCUUGGGCCAGUGGCCCUUCCCCCUAGCCCGCUACAAUAUUAUGAAUUUAAAUUGGAUAUGUGAGGGCACACAUUCACGCAACUGAAGCAUUCAUUUGGUAAUAUAUCAUUCACAGAAAUCAGUCAUUGCCCUUAGUUUAAAUAAACACUGGUUAGUUUUUUCUUUAUCUUUUUACUUACUUGUCUUUUCUGUUUAGCAGGCCUCUUUCAAAAGCCCCAAACAGCUGAAAUGCAUUCCUCUGUAAUUGUUGGCUAAGAUCUUAUGAACAAUAAUCCUCCUGUGAUUGCUAUUUGACUGCUUUUGUACCGUCUCCAGAUUUUUCUAAACCAGGGGUGUCAAGCAUAAAAUCUCAGAUAGAUUUUUAACUUUUAGCUGUAUUUACAUUGAUUUUACAGCUUUUCUUAUUGAUAACAAAUCCCCCUUAUUAAUACUACACCAAAGUAAUUACGUAAGAAUUUUUUUUUUUUUUCACAGAAAAAAAAAGAAAUUCUCUUUUGAAUUAAAGGUCUGGGGAAAAAGGGUUCUUGAAUAAUUCAUGGACAUGUGUUGCUGUUGUUCCUUGUUUGUGUGUAUCAGUGGCUGUGGCAAAUCACUGAGUUUCAGGCAUCAUCAGGCCUGGUGGAUGUGUGCGGAGAGCACACGGACACUUACUUUUUGGGGAAGACAUGAUGCGGCAGUCAAGGGAGAGCACGGGGAUUUAUUGUCAUUUGUUGCACUGUAAAUAAACGCGCUGUUUGCUGUGAGGAAUCCUGCAUUUUGGGUCCUACUUCCCCCCCAUCCCCACGGUCUACCAUACAGACCGUGACAAAAAAUUCAUAUCUUUAUAAUAAUGUAAUCAUGUAUGCAAUCACUGUAGUCGCCCACUUAAAAACAAAGCACCCUGUAUACAUCCCUGUUGUAAACCUUUGAAAACAUCUUAAAUUUAUGCCUUUUGCUAUCAGAGACAAGCUGAUUCACAGUGAUUUCCCACCUAAAGGGCAGGGAAACGUUCUGUUUCAACUUUUCUUUAAUGUCGUCCUGUUCUGUUUGGGGCCCCAAUGUCUGAAGAAUCAAAAUGCUUCAAGGUGCAGGUGUGAAUCUUUGGCACCAACUUCAAUAUUUCAAGGCAACAAUUGAGGAGUUUGCCUGUAAUAUGGUAACAGUUCCUACGUUGGUGCUUUCUGUGAUGUUUUUAGAAAAGCAAAGUAUGAAAAUAUUCAAAACAAAACAAAAACUACAGCGCAGGCCCAGACUCAUGAGAGGAAAUGAUUUUCCGUGCUCAGAAAGUACAGAUUUCAAAUACUCCGGGCGAAGCUGUGUGCCGUCCAAUCAGCGUUCAGUGGAUGUACGGAAGUGAGAAAAGAUGCCGUCUGACGGGAACCUGCCAAGCUAACGGCUAAGAAGAGGAGGUGAAACAGGUGCACUUUCAAAAUAAAAGAAAGUCUCUAUCAUUCUAUGAAUAGAUUUGUGUUAGACGUUUGUUUUUUUACUUUUUACACACAUUCAUAUAAUUGUUUAU